AUGUUACCCGACCCAAGCCCAACACUACGCCUGUUUAGCCUCACCAAGGUCUUCAUGGCCCACAGCCUGCGAGAGGCAAUACAUCCUUUCCAUAUCAUCGUCAUCUACACUAACACUUUCACCACCGACCACAAAGGUAAGGAACAUGCACCAGAGCUCAUCUUCAACCUCGCCUUAGAUCGUGAAUGGUGCGAUGAAAAGCAGACUGUUCCUCAACCACUAUCUCGCCAACGGAAGACCAUGACCAUGCAAGCAAGAUCUACCACUAAUAUGCCUCCUACAGUGGCAUGUGAGCAAGUAUUCGCGCUUCCCGAGCUCGUUGAGAAAAUCCUCGAUCACGUCUCAACCACACCACUCAAGCUCUUCGCCCUCCGCCGCGUGAACUCCACCUUCAAUGACACCAUCAACAUGCGCAAGUACCAUUGCGCAAUGUUCCUCUCCCCAAGUCCCAAGCUUCGAAUCCUCGACUUCACUCGGAUCCUUUUAGCCAAGAACCUGCGAUCUGCAACAUAUCCCUUCCGCAUCAUCACCUUCUCCCCAGCUCGAGCCUCAUCCAAGCUCAUGCUCAGACUCGAGAUGGAGAAGGCUUUCUGCCAGAAGAUGCUGCCCCUUAGCGUCGUCGAAUGGUUUCUCGAGGACAUGUCCUACACGAAGAAAGCAUCCUGGCAGGAUGUGCUGAUUUGUCCCGGCCAGCUUCAGGUCGAAAUCGACCUGGGAGGGCGGAUCACUUGGCAGUAUGCGUCGGGGAGAGACGUGCCGCUUGGUCGUAUUAUUCGGGAUGCUGUGGUUGAGGUGCAGGCUCAUUCGCAUAGAAAUCCGAUGCGGUAUGGCUUGUUGCAAAGAGAUUGA
Fulvia fulva is the source of this 849-nucleotide messenger RNA. RefSeq lists its product as uncharacterized. The transcript has 2 exons. Bases 1 to 849 code for a protein of 282 amino acids. The record is from RefSeq and is a predicted model, not a curated record. Lineage: Eukaryota; Fungi; Ascomycota; Dothideomycetes; Mycosphaerellales; Mycosphaerellaceae.